ACUGUCAUAACUAAAUUAUGAUGUUGUCGUUAACAUUUUAACUUUAUAUAUAGUUAUUAUGUGCUUCCUGCUUAUGCGGAAGUGACGAACUUGUGUAUGACGCGUAUGAAGUAGUGCAAAACAAGCACAUGUGAGAGCUGCAUGGUGAGAAACGCACAAUUACUUCAAACACACUUCUCUGUCGACCUCGACUUCGGGCGUUGAGUAUGAGUGACCCGGGACACUAUCCUCCGCCGGACUUCGGCUGCCCCCCUCCGAGCUCUAUCCAGCCCUUCCAGUACCAACAGCAGCCGCACUCCAGCGGUUUCCACCCCAGCAUGUGGAGCUGGGGCGAGACGCACUCCGAGUCCAGCUGGGACCACAGGGGCCAGGCGGGAUGGCAUCACGGUCCAGCGGCAGGGUUUGGUUUCCCAUCAGGCCGUGGAAGCUAUGAACCUAAACGUCCAUACGGUCAAAACUAUGGUCGUGAAUGGCAUCAAGGAGGACAUCAAGGCGGAAGACAGAAUUAUGGGCCCCCCAACAAUCAUGGGAAAAAGAAAAAUAAGAAGGAACCAGAGUAUUCCCACUUUUGUGACACAUGUGACCGAGGCUUCAAAAACCAGGACAAAUACGACGAACACAUUUCUCAACAUGUCAAGUGUUCUGUGCCCGACUGCACCUUCAUGGCUCAUGAAAAAAUAGUCAGCAUCCACUGGAAAAAUAACCACGCACCAGGAGCUAAAAGAAUCAAGCUGGACACACCAGAAGAGAUUACAAAAUGGAGAGAGGAGAGGCGCAAAAACUACCCAACACUUCAGAAUAUGGAAAGGAAGCAAAAAGUGAUGGCAGUACGGGAGGAGACAGGAGCUGUUCUAGAGACAGCUCAGUUUGGACGAAUGAGAGGCAGAGGACGAGGUCGUGGCUGGGGUAACAGAGGGUUUCGUGGGCGACACCAGCGAGGCCCUCACCCAUCAGACAGCAACGCUACAGGGAGACCGCCAUUCCUCACCCAGCCCUGCAGUGACGGGGAUCCACUGGGAGCGCUGGCCAGCAGUGACCAUGAUUCUGACAGAGAGGACCCGGCUGCUGAGUCCGGGGCUAGUGGUCUGGUUGUGGCUCCCAAACAGAUGAGCUCAGCUCUGGGCUCCCUGGUGGCUAACUACGGCUCCAUGAGCGAGAGUGAAAGUGAUGAGGGACCAGAGUGUAAGUUUGUCACCAUCCUCCACCUGCUACAGAACAGAAUGUACAUGGGUGCUACAUCUAUCGGGACGAUCUGUGGGUACCACUCCCCACCGGUAUAUGAUGUUUCGAAAUGAUAUAUGCCAUUGCUA
Messenger RNA from Micropterus dolomieu (smallmouth bass), 1310 nucleotides. Its product is annotated as nuclear fragile X mental retardation-interacting protein 1-like. The record is from RefSeq and is a predicted model, not a curated record. Gene Ontology annotation, cellular component: nucleus. Gene Ontology annotation, biological process: box C/D snoRNP assembly. Gene Ontology annotation, molecular function: RNA binding. The transcript is spliced from 8 exons. Lineage: Eukaryota; Metazoa; Chordata; Actinopteri; Centrarchiformes; Centrarchidae. Bases 207 to 1295 code for a protein of 362 amino acids.